AUGGCAAUUUUGAGUUCUCAGAAGAGAGAAGAGAUGAGAAGAAAUGAAAGUUUUCGCCGACGCCCUCGAAAGAGCAGCAAGCCCUGUAGAGCUAGUACCAAUUCUGUUGCAGAUCAGUUUCGUUUUUGGCCCUUUUUGGUUGAAAAAACCGAAGCACCAACCCAGAAAUCUUGUGUAAAUAAGGGCAAGAAAAUGAUCGGAUUAGCACUGCCUAAUCUUGAUCAAGAACUGCCCUCCAAGAAAUCUUGUGGAAAGCUACGUGCUGAAGCUAAAACUAGCCAAGAAAGCCGAAAAAUCGAGAUCAUUUUCAAGAAAAAAUUAGUGAAAGCCAAAGCUCAAGAAACUGGGGCGACGGGGGACCCUGUUUUGGUGAUUGAGAAGAGUUUGUUUCCAUCAGAUGUUUCAGCCAAGCUUCACAGAUUGUCGAUACCAGUCAAGCAAGUUGCCAAUCACGAGUUCUUGACAGAAGAAGAGAGGAAAAGAUUCAACAAUGGGAACAAACAAGAAAAAAUUGAUGCCAUCUGGUACUGCUCACAUUGUUUCCGCCAAGGUCACGAUGUGGAGACUUGUCAUGUUUUAAAGCCCGAGUUGCGAGGAGCAUCUGGUCACCAUACCAAGACUACUGGAACAACACAACUACGGUUGGCAGAGACGUCGAAUACAGACAUGCCUGAUGGCCCUUUGGAGGGUAAUGGAGAAAGGCCAUCGGUAUUGAUACAAGAUGCGGCAGUAAUUGAUGGGGCAAAGGGAGAAGUUAAUGAGACUGUGACUGGCAAAGCGCUAGUUGCUCACGAUCAGUUAAUAGGUGGUACGCCUCACGAAGCUGAGCAAGGUGACCAGGUGCAGCAGUCCUGUGCUACUAUACCAGCGCAGCAGGAGAGGAAAAUGGAGGAGAAUUAUGGGACGGUGGCGGUAGAAGGUAUCGAGGUGGUGCUGCCACAUGACAAAGGAGAGGAACGUUCUGAGGAUGUGGGGAGUGGGUUGCCCGCGAGGGUGGUCGUACGUUCUGCUGAGGGGCAAGUUGAAGACAUACAAGAUACUCAACGAAGGGACGGUACCCUCUCCCCUAGGGGCAAGGAUCUUAUCCGACAAGAAGAGUCAUCACUAGAGACCGGGCAUAUAGACACGGGGGGUACCCUGGAACUAGAAGAAGUUGUUCGUAAGGAGCGAAUGGAUGCAAGGUCGCGUGGUCUCCGGGUUGGUCUCCCGUCAGAUAGAACACUACGCUCCAUGAUUACAGGGGAGUCUCCCCAACAUAUAACUAUUAGAGUACAAUCUCAUCUUUUCCAAGACUCCAUUAUUUUGUCUUGUAUACACGCGAAGUGUACGCAGCAGGACAGAGAGGAUUUGUGGAAUGCACUUUUGCAGGAUAAACCCGCCUUCAAUCCUUGGUUUUUGGUGGGGGAUUUCAAUGUGGUCACAAAUACAGAGGAGAAGAGGGGUGGAUUGCCAUUUAGACCGUCGGAGGGAUCAGACUUUCUGAAUUUUAUGGCGCUAGCUGGUGUCAGUGAUGCGGGAUUCUCUGGGUCAAGGUUUACAUGGUGUAAUAAUCGUUCGGGAACGGCGCGGAUCUGGAAGCGUCUGGAUCGCUUACUUCUGUGUGGGAGUGCAAUGGAGCUACCGUACCAAUUCAUGGUGCAACAUUUAGGCCGUGACCCGUCGGAUCAUGCUCCCUUGUUGCUAUCGGUGGAUACGAGGCUAGACAAUAAACCCAAGCCGUUUCGUUUCUUAAACAUCUGGACCACUCAUCCUGAUUUUCUGGGGGUUAUCAAGGACUGUUGGGUUCAUCCAGUCAAUGGCUCUCCUUUGCAAGUAUUGGCAUCGAAGUUGAGGAAUGUUAAAAAUGCCCUCAAGCAGUGGUCUAGGACGACAUUCGGGGAUAUUUUUGAAGGGGUACGUAGUGCAGAGCGUGUGGUAACCGAGUCUGAGACAGCAUACGACCUCGAUCCUACUGAGCAGCGACGGAGCGAGUUACAUCAUGCUCGGGCUCGAUUGCGCCGAGCGCUUGUAGUUGAGGAGGGUUUUUGGAGACAAAAGGCGCGGGUUAAGUGGCUUUCGGACGGAGAUAGGAACACCAAAUAUUUCCACUCCUUGGUUUCGGAAAGGAGACGUAGGGCAGUAAUUCAUCGAGUCAGGGGUACUGCUGGAGAAUGGAUCGAGGGGGAAUGCCAAAUUGGGGAGGCAGCGGUGGGUUUCUUUAAGGAACUUUUCACGGCAGAGGGGGAUCUUCCCUCCCUUACCGGUCUGGAGAUCAUACCUAAACUGAUAACAGACCAGGAAAACUCACGGUUAACGGACAUUCCAUCUCUUACAGAAGUUAAAGACAUAGUCUUUGCUAUGGAUGGAGAGAGCGCAGCCGGCCCGGACGGGUUUACAGGGAAAUUCUUUACCUUUGCUUGGGAGGUAGUGGCAUCGGAUUUAUACCGGGCGGUUGUCAGCUUUUUCUGCGGUGCUGAACUACCUAGGAGUAUCACGGCUACCUCAAUUGUGUUGCUGCCAAAAGUGGAGAACCCCCAAGAUUUUAAGCAUUUUCGUCCAAUCAGUCUGUGCAACUUUACUAACAAAAUCAUCUCCAAGCUGUUAUCGGCAAGGUUGGCGAUGAUAUUACCCCGGAUUAUAUCUCCACAGCAAAGCGGGUUUGUCCAAGGGAGGCAGAUUACAGAUAAUUUCUUGUUAGCUCAGGAGUUAGUAGCCGAUAUCGGGAAAUCAAAUCGGGGUGGCAAUGUGGUCAUCAAGUUAGACAUGAUGAAGGCUUAUGAUAAAGUCUCAUGGCCCUUUCUCCUACAGGUGCUACGAUAUUUCGGAUUCAGUGAGACCUGGAUAGACAUGAUUUGGCGAUUAAUAUCGAAUGUGUGGUUCUCGGUACUUGUUAAUGGUGGUUCAAACGGCUUUUUCAGAUCUUCACGGGGUUUACGGCAAGGGGAUCCAAUUUCACCAGCCUUAUUCGUUAUCGGAGCUGAGGUGCUGUCUAGAACCCUCAACACGCUACCCACACAAAGAGGAUUUACUCCGUUCAAAGUUCCUCCUCAUUGUUCUAUAAUUACGCAUUUGGCAUUCGCCGAUGACGUGAUUAUCUUUUCCAGUGGGGCCAAGUCAUCCCUACGUCUGAUUACACGGGUUUUGGAUGAUUAUAAUGAGGCAUCAGGUCAGCGAAUCAACCCUCAGAAGAGUUGUUUCCUUACUCAUCCACGGGCACCAUCUCAGAGGGCAGCGGUUGUUAACCAGAUACUAGGGUAUAAUAAACGCGACUUUCCAAUACGGUACCUUGGUUGUCCCUUGUAUACCGGAAGGAGCAAGAAGGUUUACUAUACGGAUAUAUACAAUGCGGUGGCGAAUCGGAUUUUGAGUUGGAAAAACCAGAUUUUAUCGCUAGGAGGCAGGGUGGUGUUGAUUCAGAGCGUGUUAUCCUCUAUGCCAAUUCACUUGCUGGCAGCCGCGUCCCCUCCAAAAGGGAUGUUGAUGGUCAUAGAGAAAUUGUUCGCCAAGUUCUUGUGGGGAUCUUCGAAUUUCGGGGAUAAAUUCCAUUGGAUACGUUGGGCAGAUUUGUGUCGGCCGAAGGAUGAAGGGGGUGUAGGCCUGCGGGGUUUGAAACAGGUCUACGACUCAUUUUCCAUUAAACUCUGGUGGAAAUUUCGACAACAACAAUCAUUAUGGGCAAAGUUUAUGUCCCAGAAGUAUUGUGCAGGUCAUCACCCUUGUCUUGCUGAUAUUGGGCAUCCGGGAUCCCAAGUUUGGCAGAGGAUGGUCACAAUGCAGCGUUUUGGGGAGGAUAAUAUUAGCUGGGUAGUUCGGGAGGGGGCUUUGGACUUUUGGCAUGAUAAUUGGAUGGGGUCAGGUGCGCUUUGUGACAAGGUUGAGGUCUUCCAUGAUCAUUCGGUGGUUGAUUUUGUAGAUCGGCGGGCUUGGAAUGUGGACAUGCUCCAUCAAUUCUUGGAUGGAGAAUUGGUUACGCAGGUUUUGGAGAUUGACCCUCCUACCGAUAGGGGAAAUGAUACAAUGGUAUGGGCAUUGACGAACUCGGGUGUUUUUUCCACUGCAUCGGCUUACUCAUUGAUCCGUCAAUCCAAUGACAAUUCUUGGCUUUUUGGUCGUAUAUGGCAGCAGGGUCUUCCAGUCAAGGUUUCUUUCUUUAUGCUGCGACUACUACAGGGGAGGCUCCCUCUUAUGGAUCGCCUAAAGAGGUUUGGGGUUUGUGGCCCAUCUAGAUGCUUGUGUUGUCAGAAUCCCCAGGAGGAGGAUUUGAAUCAUGUGUUUUGCUCAGGAGAAGGGGCACGAUUGGUCUGGCGACACUUCGAGAGUACUGCUGGUGAGUUUAGUGGGGUGCAUACGGUGCGUCAUAUGGUGUGGUCUUGUUGGUUAAGGAGGGGGACUAAUGAUCGUGUAAAGUUUUUGCAUAAUAUACUUCCUUCGGUGGUAUGCUGGGUUUUAUGGAAGGCUAGGAAUGAAGGGGUGUUUGAAGGUCGGAAGAUGAGGAUCAGGCCUACGGUGAAUCGGAUUGUUCAGUUUCUGCAUGAUUUCCUUCAGUCACGGUUCCCGGGGGUGCAGCCUUCUGCCCCUACAUGGGAAGGGUUGCUUCUCGAAUUAGGUAGUCAUCAAAGGCGGAUGGUUAUUAGGCCAGUUUACUGGGUAACUCCACGUAGAGGCUAUAAGUUGAAUUCAGAUGGAUGUUCUCGGGGGAACCCAGGAAGGAGUGGGGGGGGUGGGCUUGUGCGGGAUAGUCGAGGAAAUUUUGUAUUCGGCUACGCGGAGCCCUUCGGGGUGAUAACCAGCAUGCAGGCGGAACUUCGAGCGUUGCUAUGGGGCGUUAGACAUUGUGUGAUUCGAGGGUGCUUGGAGUUACACUUAGAGGCGGAUUCUCUCACCCUGGUUCACAUUGUUCAAGGGACUAGUGCUUGUCCUUGGCGUUUACAGAGAGAUCUGGAUGAGUUGAUGAUGUUCAAGCAAUAUUUCACAUCGAUCACACACUGCUACAGGGAAGCAAACGCACCUGCAGAUCGUUUGGCAAAUUUUGGUGCUGAUUCUAGUACAGGUCAUGUGUUUAAUACAUUCUCAGAAUUGCCGCAAUUGGUUAGGGGGGCUAUUAGAUUAGAUCGAUUAGGAUUUCCUACGUUUCGUACACGGUGUCUGGCAUGA
Messenger RNA from Coffea arabica (coffee), 5133 nucleotides. The record is from RefSeq and is a predicted model, not a curated record. NCBI's taxonomy places the organism in Eukaryota, Viridiplantae, Streptophyta, Magnoliopsida, Gentianales, Rubiaceae.